UCAUAAACGUUUCGUGAAGUUCAUCUUCAAAUUAUUAUUGUAUAGUUCCCUCUCGGCCGCCAAAAUUUCUCGCAAGCAGAACAAACCAAUUAAAAGUCUAUUAAACAAUGUUCUAAAUUUGCUAAAGCGUGGAAACAAAAUGUUUGGCAAAAAACCUCCCGUUAAGUUUGGCCACGAGCCGAAUACUAGCACUGCGAAAGCUAAAGACGCCUUGCCCGAAGUGGCCUUAGCAGCCAUCCUAUCUUACAAAAAGCAAAAAGAAAUCGGCGACUUUAUGAGUUUUUUCCUCGGUGCUCUCGAGCGGAAUUCCGAUUGGCUCAACGGGGUCGUUGGCAGGCAAACUAACUUCAGAUGUGCACUGAUGGUCGGUGCCGGACCGAACCGAUUUCACCUCCAGGAAGUAAUAUACCCGAACGACGAGAACGAUGUACGUCUCGAAGUGGAGCACAGAGAUUCUGAGGAUUUCGACAAAGUUGCGAUUGCCGCUAUUAUGAAUCUAACGAACCAUGAAAUAGAUCAUCUUUUGAAGUAUAUUAAAACCCGUUUAAAUGAGAAUCCGAUGAGGGAAGAAUUUAUUAAAGGCAAGGAAUUGGGAAUUAAUUUCGCAGUUUUGAGACCGUUUAGCGAAAAUCAGUAUAGACUCGUCGAAAGGAUUGUUAUCGGUAGUUCUAUGAAAUGUAUCGUACCUCAAACUCCAAAGAAACGGAGGUGGGAUGAAAAGGCUAUGACUAGAGCUCCUUUAAAAAGGGCUAAACGAGUCGCUUGACAAUGCUUUAGCUUCUGUAAUGCAGACUCAUUUGAAUUUUGUAAUCAGGUGAUAUCCAAGCAAUCGAAUUAUUUAAAUUGCAUAUCCGAAUUUAUCUAAACUGUACCUGUAGUUAUUAACAGUAGCGUGAAUAGAUUCAAAUGAAUUAUUCGUCGUUAUUCGGUGCACCGCAGUGGGUCAUGUAGCAUGUAAUGAAGGCAAUUUGAGGGGACUGUAAAAUACGGCGAUCAAGGCAAAUUAUACUCGUUUCUGCAUUGAUAGCUUCCGAUUACCUAUGAUGGAUGGCCCGGCAACGGUGGCGAAAUUUAAUGUAACGGAAAUAUUUUAAAAUUAUACA
Molecule: messenger RNA, 1103 nt
Organism: Pararge aegeria (speckled wood butterfly)
Lineage: Eukaryota; Metazoa; Arthropoda; Insecta; Lepidoptera; Nymphalidae
Exons: 1
Coding region: 140-766 (208 amino acids)
Source: RefSeq, a predicted model, not a curated record